UGGAAUAGGAUCCCAAAUGCGGAACUUGACGUAUGACGUUUGCUUGUUAUGAUAUUUUCUAAACACAACUCGGUCACUGUUUCCACGUGAUACACCGACGCAAGGUUCAGUCUGCGUCUUCCCUUCCACACAGCCUGAUGCAGGGGGAUCCAUCAUGGCGUCGAUGCAGAAAAGGCUACAGAAGGAACUAUUAGCUCUGCAAAAUGAUCCACCCCCUGGCAUGACAUUAAACGAGAAGAGUGUUCAGAAUACUAUUACACAGUGGAUUGUAGACAUGGAAGGAGCCACCGGUACUCUUUAUGAAGGCGAAAAGUUCCAGCUGCUUUUCAAAUUUAGUAGUCGAUAUCCCUUUGACUCACCUCAGGUCAUGUUUACUGGGGAGAAUAUACCUGUCCAUCCUCAUGUUUAUAGCAACGGCCACAUCUGUCUCUCCAUUUUAACAGAAGACUGGUCACCCGCUCUCUCGGUACAGUCCGUCUGUCUAAGCAUUAUUAGCAUGCUUUCCAGCUGCAAAGAGAAGAGACGACCUCCAGAUAACUCCUUUUAUGUUAGAACAUGUAACAAGAAUCCAAAGAAGACAAAAUGGUGGUAUCAUGAUGAUACAUGUUAAUGUUGAACUUUGUAAUACUCUUAGAAGAAAGAAGACCUACUGACCUACAUAAGCACUUUUUAAGAAUCAUUCAGUCUCUGAACUGUAACCUUUGAACUGUAACCUUUGACUGGAACUAUGGACACAUGCGCUGGAGAUUCUCCUGACUGCAACCCCAAAUGGGCAGUGGGAUGCAUGUACACAGCAGGUUGUACCCGAAAUGGAUGCCCAUUCAAAGAGACGCACCUGCAGCGCUCCCCAACGCCGCCGACGAUGAUGAUGAUGAUGAUGAUGAUGAGAAUGAUGAUGAUGAUGAUUUGACAGGGGGAUAUUGGGGAUGGGUUGGACACAAUAGUUAUGCAGGAAUCUGGAGGAUUUGUAGUGAGGGUUAUUCCUUAUACCAUUUGAGAAUCUUUCUCUGCUGUCUCUGGUUUUGUUUUCUGUUGGUACAGUUUAAGGUCCUCAUGUGUUGUGCAAUAACAAGGAUGGGAUGCAUGCUUGGGCUGAAGAGGAGGAACUCUAAAUCCAAAUCUAAUUUAGUUUAUCUGGAACGGAUUGGACUAUCUUAACCCCAAGCAGUUGCGACAUCUUUUUAUUGUCCUCUUUUCCUCAAAACAAUAUGCACUGUGAAUAUCUAUGGUGGUACAAUUCCAUGUUAUUCCAACAUGCAGUUACAUAGAAACUUCUAAUCACUUUAGUUUGGCCUAUUAAAUUGAUGUUUUUAUUUAAUCCAUAUAAUCUGGCAUGGCAUUACUUUUUCCGUUUGAUCUAUUUCCUGAAAUUGCCCAGAUUGUAAUCUUUUCUUGUUUUGUUUUUUGUUUUGUUUUAAUCUUCCAGUUGUCUCAGAAGUGAGAUGGCAAUACAAAGCUUUUGAAGGCUAUGAAACCAAGAAGACCACCUAACCAUUUUAAGAACUAAUUGUGCUUGAUUUCACACAAAGCCUGUAGGCCAAACUCCUACCAGGAUAAGUGGUUCUCUUCCCCAUACUGAUAGCCCAGACAUGUGAAUGCAGGACAAGAUCACUUCAUGGAUUUAUGAAUGUCAGCAAGAGAACUUUUUUGUGUGUUUUUGUGUUUCCAUUUUUAUUUGUAUGAUAUGUUUUAUAUUACAAUUUAUGCUUUAAUCUUCUAAGAGGUUUUUUUUGUACGUUUGCAAGCAGAUGUUUUAAAAAAAGGGUUCUUGAAGGGCAGUAAUUGGGGAGUGUUGUCUUAUUUAAUGUUUUGAAAUGUUUUAAUCUCCUGAAUCUUAGAUAGUGUAAAAGGAACUGUAAUAUGUAAAGGAUUCUUUAAAAGAGAGACUGUACGGCUUGAGUGCUAUUUCUCCUGGUCAUACUUGUCUGGCUCAGGUACUUUUUCAAGAAGAAAUCAUCUUUAGAAAAUUCCUAAAAAAGAUAUUUUGCAUUUAACUAUAUUUUCACCAAAAGGACUGUUACAUUGUUAAUAACCGUAUGUCUGAAACUGAUGUAUAUUAAUCUUCAAAUUGCGCCUAUAUCUAUAUAUAAAAUUACUUAGUUAGCAAUGAGUGCACGGUCCUUGCGUUGAUGAUAGUUGCUGAACACAUUUUAAUUUUAUUUUAGGAUUCUUUGCACUUUUUGCUAAUAAGGGGUCUGUACAGUCAUUUUUAUCAGAAUUGCUUGUCUAGUCAGAACGAUUAUUUUUUUUUGAAGCUCCAGUGACCGGAGGUGUAUGAGAAAUCGGAUGUCGGCCAUGUCAAAAGCAGUUUUGUAACAUGUCUGACUUCAAAACACUCCAUUCCCAAAGACUUGCGUUGCCAUCCAUUCAAAAAUACUUGAAUUUCCCCCCUCUGGGUUGGGUCUUUUUGUGAGAUUUCUGUCGAACUGAAUGUGUUGGCAUUGGUGAAAUGGAGCUGGUCGAGACUACUGCUUCCUUCUGCAAGUCACAAUCCAGACACUGUACAGUCACAAGCAUGUGUAUGUAACUUAAAGAGGUGGGAGAUGUGGUUGUUGUCGUAGUACUGAUUGCAGAAAGACAAUUUUUUGGAAAAAUUCUGUUGACGUUUGCUGCGAAUGGGGCCUAACCUGAAUCUAUGAGGGGUGGCAUAGUUGUAGCAUUAUUGCUUGGGCACACCAACCUCAGAUCACCAUGGAGAUUAGCAAAUAUAUAAUAGAAUUCAUUAUUAAAGUAUGUGGGCUUGGGUGUCUCUUUUUAAUGUUUUACUUUGUUUUUCUUUAGUGACUUUUUUUCAUAACUUUAAUAGAUCUCUUGGUUUGAAGAUUGUAAAAUAAUCUAAUGAAUUGGUUCUCAUUUUUAUUUUGGGGGAAUUUGUUCUGGUAUGUACAAGCUACAUGUAAAUUGUGCCUGGUAAUUUAAAUAAUAAAAGCAAAUAUUGACAAUUCA
Messenger RNA from Clupea harengus (Atlantic herring), 2946 nucleotides. RefSeq names its product ubiquitin conjugating enzyme E2 Wb (gene ube2wb). Lineage: Eukaryota; Metazoa; Chordata; Actinopteri; Clupeiformes; Clupeidae. The record is from RefSeq and is a predicted model, not a curated record.